Musa acuminata subsp. malaccensis (wild Malaysian banana) is the source of this 3657-nucleotide messenger RNA. RefSeq lists its product as uncharacterized. The record is from RefSeq and is a predicted model, not a curated record. Lineage: Eukaryota; Viridiplantae; Streptophyta; Magnoliopsida; Zingiberales; Musaceae.
GUUGACGAUAGAAGUGGAGUCUUCACUAAAAAGUAGGAUUGGAAUUGUGUGAUCAUGGCGCUUAAAAGAAUGGAUUAGAUGUUUGCCUUCUCUGCAGAUGCAUUUCCCCUCCUGCCCACAUCUCUGGGCACCGAGAUUGACAGAAGCCGUACCGUAAGGUGAUCGAGAUGUCAUUUUGGCAAUAUGAAGAUCACAAGCGAAACAGAGAGCUUCUGAACUAGAGAUUCCAGAGAAACAGCGGACCAGUUCUGGAAUUCCACGAGCAGCUCGAUGGCGCCGGGACAGCUGGCGAUGGCAUAGAAAAAUUGGAUUUUUACGGCGAAUCGAAGGUUGGCGAGAGGUUCGAGGAUGGGAAUCGGCCCCCACUCGUGUGCUCUCUUGCUCUCCCGGCCUCUCUGCCUUUCCCUUUCAUGAAUCGUCUUUAAGAAGCGUUCUCCACCUCCCCUGUCAUCGUCCGCUGUGCUGUAGCCGAAGAAGGAAACAAAAGGCGACCCCUGGAAAGAAAGGAAUCGGGGGAGAUAUGGGAAUGUCGGUUCCCGUGUCUCUUUGAUGCGAAUCGUAGGUUUCCCGAUCUAAAUAAAGAUGCCAUCUUUGAUUGUUCUCUAGGUUUUCGGAGGAGCUGGAGACCUCCCUUCUCCGUCCAUUGCGCUGUGUGAUCUUUGAAAUCGUUUAGCAUUUAUAGUUCCUUUUAUCAUUCGUUCAAGAAGAUAUAGAAAUCCCUCUACAAGGAAAUAAAGUUGGGCUAUUCACGGUUGACGUAAGAUCUUCUCCUUGUUUUUAGUUAGGGCAAUCUAGGGUUUCAGCACGCAUCCAGGUUCUGGGGAACAAUUUAACCCCAAGCCUCAAUCUUUAGCAUCUUCAUUGCAGGUCUGUUCACUGCUCAUGAUUCUAUUUUGCGAUUUUUGGGAAGGUUAAAAGAAUCCAUUUUCCACCACUGAAAUCUAUGAAUAAUUGGUGGGGCUUUACUAUUCACUUUGCUUCUCUCCAUUUCCACCCACUGAAGUCUCUGAGUUCUUUUGUUGGAUUGCCUUAGUGGUUGUGUAGUUCCAUUUCUGAUAUGCCAUACAUUUGGUGAGACAUAUCAUUUUGUCGAGUAGAGAUUGCCUUGCCUUGACAAGUCCCGACUCUAUCCUCUUCCUCUUCGUUUCUUUUGCCGUAAAGCACUUUGGUGUUCUUAAUUUUGAUCUCUUCUCAAUUAGGAGAUUGUAAGGAACUUGAGUUUUUUGGGUGUGUUUUCUGGGAGGAGUAGAGAAGACAACUGCAGAAUGCCGAGGCAUGAUUCAGGUGUGAACGAACUCCUGGAAGGACAUGGCGGUAUCCAAAAGCGAUUCUCUUCUUCACCUUCAUCGACAUCUUAUAUGUCGAAGAAUUACCGCUUUAAGAGAACAGUUUUGGUUGGGAAGAGGAAAGGAUCAACCACGCCAGUUCCCUUGUGGAGAAUGAAUGCUAGAUCACCAUGCUCGGCUGCAAGCUUUUCUGAAACAUCUCUGCACCAGCCAUCCAAAGGCGGUGCCAAAGAAUCCCAAACAUCAGUAUCAGCUCGGAAGCUAGCCAAUGCUCUUUGGGAACUGAACCAUACACCUUCACCAGAAAUUAUCAGGGAUCGACAUGAGAGAAAAUUGCCAAUGGAUAUCAUGAGAAAAGACAGGACAUCUGGGUCUUUCGGGGCUGGUUCUCUGUCUUAUCAUUUAUCCAACCGAUUACACAGCCCUAUCUCAGAACUAUGUAAUCGACCUCGAUCAAGUAGUCACAGGAAGAUGUUGCCACCGGUUCAUCAGAAGUUUCACUGUAAGGAGCACAAUCAUGUAAUUUCCGAUUUGCUGAGCAAGGUCGACUUAAUGGAGUCUGAAGCAUGUUUUCAAGGCCUGGUUCCAAGAAGCUCACUUGGAGGAAGAAAGAAUUAUUUGAAGGAGUUGCAAAAUGGCUUGGUGACAUCAAAAGAGCUUUUAAAAAUAUUGGUCCAUUUCUGUGGAAUAGGAAAGCAGCAACCAUCUGCAGUUUCUCUUGCUACAGCCCUUUACUGUCAGCUCGAUCGGGCCCUUGUGCAGGUUAAUCAGCUUAUCCAAGAAAAAAGAUCUGAUCACACUGGAAUUAGAUACAUCAUGAAGCAGUUAGUGGAAGAAAAGGAAGCUUGGCAGAACAAGAAACGGGAAGGAACAAAAGCUUCUCUUCGAUCCAUGAUUGAGGAGCUUGAGACAGAAAGAAAAUUGAGAAGAAGAGCUGAGAGAAUCAGCAAGAAACUCGAAGUCGAGUUAUCCCAAUUGAAGAAUUCACUGGUGGAUGCAGGUAAAGAGCUCGAGAACGAAAGGAGAACAAGAGAAAUAAUUGAACAAGUUUGUAGUGAAAUGAUAAGGGGAAUUGGUGAGGACAAGGCUGAAGUAGAAGAACUGAAGAGAGAAUCUGCCAAGGUACGAGAAGAGCUGGAGAAGGAGAGAGAAAUGCUCCAGCUUGCUGAUGAAUGGCGCGAGGAAAGAGUUCAGAUGAAGCUCUCUGAAGCCAAAUGCCAAUUUGAGGAGAAAAAUGCAGCUGUUGACCAACUGAGGCACGAGCUCGAAGCAUUUCUAGCAGCUAAAAGAACAGAAGUUGUAAGUACACAACAGAGUGUCGCUGAUGGCCAGGACAGUGAUCGCCAAAUGCAAGUGGUUCAUCCAAGCAGAAGCAGCAAGUUGACUAAUCUAACUGUGGAUGGAAGAGACACCAGUGGAGAAAAGGAUCAAGAAGAGAACGAUGGGACAGACUCAGAAGAUAGUGAUUUGCAUUCAAUUGAACUCAAUAUUAACAAUGGCUACAGUUGGAGCCAUGCCUCUGGAGUGACCGAAGAUGAAAGGAAAGUAGCUUUAGCUAAAGAACAUGUAUCCUGUGGUGAAUUUUCUUCCGACAGAGACAUGACCAAAGGAAACUUUGCAAGGAACUUCCAGCAUAUGGAUGACAAUUUGGAUGGAGGAAGACCAGUUGGCGACAGCAGUCUCAUAGAUGAGGCCCAGAUGCUGGACCAAAUUGGGGAUCGAUACUUAUCAGCAGAAGAAUUGAGAGAUCAAACUUCAGCAGGUUCUAGAAUUUUUCUUCCCCAUGGGCUAUUGAACUCAACAAGACAAUGCAUCAGACAACAAGCUUCACACAGCAUAGGCGACCAGGCUUGUGUAGGAUCAAAAGUUGCUGAGGUGGUGAAAGCAAUUAGGGAGAGUGAAUCAAAGGCAAGUUUGGUGAGGAAGAACAAGAUUCGCUCCCAGUUGCAGAUGGCUACCAUUCAAUAGUCUUUUCCGACGAAGAUUUUCUUUUUCAAUGUCAAUUCCAUCAAGAACAACAGCAUCACAGAUAUGAGAAUUUUCUUUUUCCAAGUCAAGUCCAUCAAGAACAACAGCAUCACAGAUGUGAGAAUUUACUUUGUAUAUCUGAACUGUGGGGUGUAAUGGUAAGGCAAGCAUGAAAGCAGCUAUCUUGUAUCGAACUUGAGGUUGGACUUUCCCAUUGUAUUGAUCAAAUGAUUACUUUCCAAAUUGCCUCUUAUGCACCAUUGUGGAGCAGAGGAUUGCGUUGUUGUGAUGCUUAGCAGAAUGAACGCUUUUUUCACCUGGAUCUUGUGGCAGAUAACCUUUCAUUAGGAACUUGAAGGCACUGUUUGUAAUAUCUUAUUUUUAAUUCCAGAAAUACCAUAUA